Messenger RNA from Zophobas morio, 630 nucleotides. Its product is annotated as putative ankyrin repeat protein RF_0381. NCBI's taxonomy places the organism in Eukaryota, Metazoa, Arthropoda, Insecta, Coleoptera, Tenebrionidae. Bases 1 to 630 code for a protein of 209 amino acids. Gene Ontology annotation, molecular function: protein binding. The record is from RefSeq and is a predicted model, not a curated record. The transcript is spliced from 2 exons.
AUGGGUUACCCGAAUUUAUUUUCUGCACUGGUUGCACAUAACACACAACUUGUUCAUCUGAAAGUAGACAACGACAAUUUAUUAGAAAUAGCCGUCAAAGGAACAGAUGACAGUGUAGCGUCUCCAAGAGAAGGUAACAUCGCUGUUGGCAAUAUAAUACUAGAAAAUGGUUUCGAUUUAACCAAAGAUGGUUAUGACACACCUCUUGGUGAUAUUUUGGACGUAGCAUGCGAUGAGGAAAACUAUAAAAUUGACUUGGAUGUGAAUCUUAAAAACGACGAAGGUCUAACUGCGCUUCAAAUUGCGGCUCAAUUUCGUGUUUUCGGAGUAGUAGAAAUAUUGAUGAAGAGAGGAGCUGAAGCAGAUAUUGUGGACCCACGUGGCAACAACCCUCUGCAUUUUGCAUCAAUGUUGUGGAUAGAUAAUCGAACUAUAAUAAAACUGUUCAUUGAUAAAGGUGUGGAUGUUAAUGUUCAAAAUGAAAAUGGGUUGACGCCUCUACAUCUAGCUUGGAAGCAAUGCAAUUUUUGGAAUACGGAAGUGCUCUUAGAGUGUAACGCUUGCGUAGAUGCAUUAGACGAAGACAACAACAGUGCGCUACACUAUAUAAAUAAAUAUAAAUAUAAAUAG